UCUCCUUAGUAAGGAAAGAAGAUGACUUCUGCCAAGAAACUGCCAUCAAGUCCGAACACUGAGCAAAACCAAUCUCCUCAUCUGCCUCUCUGCGCAAAUCCUGGCAAUCCGGUGUUUUCCUGUAUGCUGGACCCCAAAACACUCGGGACCAACGGUUCUUUGACAAAGCCUCAGGUUUUACUGUUUAGAACAACUUCAAGUGAAUACGGUGCUAUAACCCCUAUCUCACAGAUGGUACCCCGUACUUACCACCCAGUGGAUCAAACCUUUUCAAAACACUUACUCACUCGUGGGUCAUUUCAAGAUAGUUAUUUAAACACUGCCAUUGACAGAAGUAGGGUAUAUGACUACCCCAAUUUACAGCAUACUCUGUAA
Messenger RNA from Gavia stellata (red-throated loon), 375 nucleotides. RefSeq names its product piercer of microtubule wall 2 (gene PIERCE2). Gene Ontology annotation, cellular component: axonemal microtubule. The transcript has a single exon. Lineage: Eukaryota; Metazoa; Chordata; Aves; Gaviiformes; Gaviidae. Gene Ontology annotation, biological process: axoneme assembly. The record is from RefSeq and is a predicted model, not a curated record. Bases 22 to 375 code for a protein of 117 amino acids.